This is a messenger RNA of Perca flavescens (yellow perch), 793 nucleotides long. RefSeq lists its product as uncharacterized. Bases 39 to 665 code for a protein of 208 amino acids. Lineage: Eukaryota; Metazoa; Chordata; Actinopteri; Perciformes; Percidae. The transcript has 5 exons. The record is from RefSeq and is a predicted model, not a curated record.
UGGUAGUUUAUUUCCAGUUUAUUUGCAGUGGACAUAACAUGCUGAAUUGUUAUGCAUUUUGUUUUAAGUUGGUGGAAUCAGCUUUUACCAACAAACCUGGUGGGGAACGUAUAAUAAAUGAAUACAACCGAACCAAGUCCUUGACGGAUGAAACAAGACGUAAAAUGGUGAACAUGCUGGCAGCUGACAUGACAGAAAAGAAUGGUACAUCUCCAACCAGACAGGUGAAAGAAAUGUAUGCCAAAGGAAUAGUGACCUUAUUCCUGUACCUCAGUGACCCAUUCUCUAAGAAUGGCUACGAGCAUUAUUAUGAUGGCGAGAGUGUAACUAGGUACUUGGCCUGGAGGAUUAAAACUAUUCAGAGAGGCACCGCCAAAGACAGGCGAUCAUCAUUCGGAGAAUCAGCCAAAGGAUCAUCUGGUGAAGACAUGUCUGGAGGACCGACUGUCAGACGAGAAUCCCAGUUUGUUCCAGAGACUGCCUUGACUGAUGAGGAGUGCAACGAAGCAAUCUCACUGAUGAAACAUUCUGCUGAUGCGGACACAAUCAAGAAGAAAAUGAAACUGACGUUUGUGUAUCGCCGCAGAAUGAUCCUCGACCCCCAGCAGUCAAGCAACAUACUGUCUGAGUUUCCACGUUUUAAAGACGUCAAAAGCUUGGUUUAACAGGAUUUUGUUCUAAUGUUCGGAGAGGAUACAGUACCUCAAGCAAGCUUCUGGAAAGGUGGCCGGUCACUUUCAAGAAAAAGAUCAUCAAACAAUGCAGAAAGCUUCCAUCCACAAGUGAGCUUGAA